AUGGCCAACAACAACUCCCUCGAGAAGCUCAUCAACGGCUUCUAUGGAGUUCCGCUGCCGCCACGACUUCCGCCCGCACCAAUCAAGCGUAUCUCCGACAUCGCAUGGAGAGGUGACGGAGUGGAUCCGUUUUUCUAUGGAGGCAGACUCUCAACAGAAGCGCCGGAUCAGAUGCAAUCCAAGAAGAUCUGUCGUCGUCGCACAGACCUCGAGUACCUUCGCCAUGGGCAUCUUGACUACUGGGACCUUGCCGUCGUAAUCAGCCCGAAGUCCAAUGAGAAGGACUGGAUUGAACGAAGGGGAGCAAUGAAGCAGGAAUGGUCCAUCAUGCAUGGCAAGCUAGCCGGUAAGCAGUCUUUCAUUGCCAUGACUCUCGAGGCUGAUAUUUCGCUCUGCAACGUCAAGAUGAGCACUCACGAUUACCACUAG
Alternaria incomplexa is the source of this 429-nucleotide messenger RNA. RefSeq lists its product as uncharacterized. The record is from RefSeq and is a predicted model, not a curated record. NCBI's taxonomy places the organism in Eukaryota, Fungi, Ascomycota, Dothideomycetes, Pleosporales, Pleosporaceae. The transcript has a single exon. Bases 1 to 429 code for a protein of 142 amino acids.